Molecule: messenger RNA, 2592 nt
Organism: Danio rerio (zebrafish)
Lineage: Eukaryota; Metazoa; Chordata; Actinopteri; Cypriniformes; Danionidae
Source: RefSeq, a predicted model, not a curated record
CAGUGUGUGAGUCGGGCUGUAAACACGGAGAGUGUGUUGGUCCAGAUCAGUGUCUCUGUCAUCCAGGAUACACCGGCAAGACCUGCAGGCAGGAUGUGAAUGAGUGUGCGUUCCGGCCCUGUAAGCACAGAUGUAUGAACACUCUGGGCAGUUAUAAAUGUUAUUGUCUGGAGGGCUUCAUGCUGACGGCCGACGGCUCCUGCAAGAAUACUCGGACGUGUGCGAUGGCGAACUGUCAGUAUGGCUGUGCGGUGCUGAAAGGAGUGGUCAGGUGUCAGUGUCCGUCUCCGGGUUUGAAGCUGGCUGUGGACGGCAGGACGUGUGUCGAUGUGGACGAGUGUGUGUCGGGUCUGGCGUCAUGUCCGCGGUUUCGUAAGUGUGUGAACACAUUUGGCAGCUACGUGUGCAGAUGCCAUGAGGGAUUCCACCUGCAGCACUUCAAUGGAAAAUACCACUGCACAGAUAGAAAGCUGUCCAUCUGCUCCGACAAACCCGGACACAAGAAGUGCAAAUGUACAGCGAGUAUUAGCGGGAAGGGCUACGACUGCAAGUCCGUUGUUAAGGUCACUAUUGAGCCCGCAAAACCAGUCACAGUCAGCCCGACAACCAUCUCUAUGGCAACAACGUCCAUGACAACCACUAAAGUACAACCAAAAACAACAAUCACCAUGGCAACAACUACCGCACAACCCACAACAACAACAACAACAACCAUGGCAACAACUACCACACAACCCACAACAACAACAACAAUAACCAUGGCAACAACUACAGUACAACCCACAACAACAACCAUGGCAACAACUACAGUACAACCCACAACAACAACCAUGGCAACAACUACAGUACAACCCACAACAACAACCAUGGCUAGAACUACAGUACAACCAACAACUACAGCACAACCCACAACAAUAACCAUGGCAACAACUACAGUACAACCCACAACAACAACCAUGGCAACAACUACAGUACAACCCACAACAACAACCAUGGCAACAACUACAGUACAACCCACAACAACAACCAUGGCAACAACUACAGUACAACCCACAACAACAACCAUGGCAACAACUACAGUACAACCCACAACAACAGCCAUGGCAACAACUACACUCAUGCCUACCACUGCUGUUAAAAAAGUAAAACCAACUACUGUUGCAACUACAACAAACACAAUCACAACAACAACGCCACAGAUGAGCUCUACAACACUAGACAACCACAUCCACAGAGAGAGUACAGCCAAACCCAGAGGAGACGUACACAUUCCGCGGUUCGAGAACAGCCUGUUCGACUGGGACUUUGACAUUGAGCUGGGAAACACGGGAGAAUACACACGAGACGAUCCAGGUGCUGGUGUGGUGAGCUGCUCAUUUGAUGAUGGAGUGUGUGUGUGGAUGACGGAUACAGAAGGAGAUGUGAGCUGGGAAAUUAAGGAUGAUCCGUCUGGUGGGCGGUACCUUUCAGUCCCCGAGGCUACAAACAGACGAAGCAUCAAAGGGGCGCGGCUUACAGUGUCACUGGCUCCACCCACAAAGGUGUGGCAGGGCGGCGACCUCUGCCUGUCGUUCAAACACUGUCUCCAUGGACACCACAUUGGCUCGCUGCAGGUGUUUGUCAGGAAGGGGCGGAGUCACAGUCCAUCCAUCUGGACCAGGACUGGUGGACGCGGCUGGAGACACACCCACAUCACACUGUGGGGGCGUGGCCUUGUUGAUAUCGUGCUGAAGGCAGAGCGACGGCGAGGGAAACAUGGAGAGAUCGCUGUGGAUGAUUUCAGUCUGAGACGAGGAGCCUGUGAAGAUGGACACAAGCAGACUGAGUGACACACACACACACACACACACACACAUACACGUUAUAUGGGGACUGCUGUACAGACUGUAUAUUUGGUCAUCUUCAUCUUCUAAAUCAACCCUCACAGAGAAAACACUCUGCAUUUGUACAUCUUCAUGAUCCUUCAUUCUGUCUGAUUCAUGAGCUGUUUCAUCAUGAGGCCCAAAACACUUAACACACAUCAAAAAUACUGGUACUACUAUACUUGUGGGGACAUUUGGUCCUCAUAAUGUGAUAAAUACCAGAAGUUCACACAUCUACACACGAACACACAAAGAAACACUUACACAAACAUACAUGUACACAAACACACAUCAAAACAACACAUACACAUCUACAAACACACACACACACAUCACAAGCACCUACAUAAACACAUAUGCAUUCAAACACACAUCUACAAACACACACACACACACACACACACACACACACACACACACAUCACACACAAACACCUACAUAAACACAUAUGCAUUCAAACACACAUCUACAAACACACACACACACACACACACACACACAUCACACACAAACACCUACAUAAACACAUAUGCAUUCAAACACACAUCUACAAACACACACACACACACACACACACACACAUCACACACAAACACCUACAUAAACACAUAUGCAUUCAAACACACAUCUACAAACACACACACACACACACACACACACAUCACACACAAACACCUACAUAAACACAUAUGCAUACGAACACACAUCUACACACAAACACACAUCUAU